Molecule: messenger RNA, 550 nt
Organism: Rhopalosiphum maidis (corn leaf aphid)
Lineage: Eukaryota; Metazoa; Arthropoda; Insecta; Hemiptera; Aphididae
Exons: 3
Coding region: 32-550 (172 amino acids)
Source: RefSeq, a predicted model, not a curated record
AUUAUUUUCCGUAUACACUAUAUAAAGCUUUAUGAAUGUAUCAAUUCAAAAUCCAUACAAAGUGAUUGCAGGAUAUAUCAGCACAAGUCAUUUGCAUGAUUCAUCUAAACAUCAAAUAAGUUUAGGAGUAAAAGCAGUAUUCCACCCAAAUCCCUUGGUUGUAUUUGUGUUAAUCAAGGUGAUCCCAGAGUUCCAUAAUACGCUAUUCAUUGACUAUCGACAGUUAAAAUACAACACGAUUGAACCAAUGGACGAAAAUUGUGAAUCAUCGUAUUGGUUUCUAACCAAACACUCAACGUAUGAAGGAAAUUUUUUUUACAAAUAUGUGUUAAUGAACCAGAUCCCGUGUCCGUACGUGUUUUGUCACAAUUCAAACUCCACGACGUGUCCGAUUAAUAAAAUUAUAAAGAAAAAUUGCAUAUCCGCUAUGGUUGUGUGUAACUAUCAUCUAAUGAGUUUUGCUGAAUUCGGACCAGAAGAUGGGCGAGCUGUACUUUAUCACAAAAUUACUAACGAGGUUAUUAUGUGGAUAAAACAAUACGUAUUAUAG